Messenger RNA from Hyaena hyaena (striped hyena), 1101 nucleotides. It is a transcript of the gene SUMF2, whose product is annotated as sulfatase modifying factor 2. Bases 316 to 999 code for a protein of 227 amino acids. NCBI's taxonomy places the organism in Eukaryota, Metazoa, Chordata, Mammalia, Carnivora, Hyaenidae. Gene Ontology annotation, cellular component: endoplasmic reticulum. The transcript is spliced from 8 exons. The record is from RefSeq and is a predicted model, not a curated record.
AUGGAGAUAAUCAUGUUCUGCCUCCCUCUCGUGAUUGUUGUGAGAGCGCGGGUGUUAUGAAGACCUUUCAGAAAACAGACUUGUUCCCCACGCUUAAAUCUCAGUGGUUUUAUUCAUAACCUCCAAAAACUGGAGAUAACCCAAAUGACCUGCAAGUGGUGAAUGGAUAAGCAAAAUACGGAACCUCCACACAAUCAGAUGAUACUCUGUAAACAAAGAGGAACAAACUAAUACAGGCAACAAUGCGGAUGAUUCUCAGAAGCAUUAUGCUAAGUGAAAGAAGCCAGACCUCAAAACUACGUACUGUCUGAUUCGAUGGAGUUUGUCAGGGAAAAAAAGUACCGGACUGAGGCUGAGAAGUUUGGGUGGAGUUUUGUCUUUGAGGACUUUGUCUCCGAUGAGCUUAGAAACAACGUGACCCAUCAGAUGGAGUCUCUUCUCUGGUGGUUUCCAGUGGAAAGAGCAUUCUGGAGACAGCCUGCAGGUCCUGGCUCUGGCAUCCGAGAGAGACUGGAGCUCCCAGUGGUACACGUGAGCUGGAAUGAUGCUCGUGCCUACUGUGCUUGGCGGGGGAAACGGCUGCCCACCGAGGAAGAGUGGGAGUUUGCUGCCCGAGGGGGCUUGACGGGUCAGGUUUACCCGUGGGGUAAUCAGUUCCAGCCAAACCGCACCAACCUGUGGCAGGGAAAGUUCCCCAAGGGUGACAAGGCUGAGGAUGGCUUCCAUGGAGUCUCCCCAGUGAAUGCUUUCCCCCCACAGAAUAACUAUGGACUCUAUGACCUCAUGGGCAACGUGUGGGAGUGGACAGCAUCGACGUACCAGGCCACUGACCAGGACAUGCGUGUCCUCCGGGGAGCAUCCUGGAUUGACACAGCUGAUGGCUCUGCCAAUCACCGGGCCCGGGUCACCACCAGGAUGGGCAACACUCCAGAUUCAGCCUCAGACAACCUGGGCUUCCGCUGUGCAUCUAGUGCAGGACGACUUCCUGGGGAGUUGUGAACAGCUACGUGGAGCCAAAGAGAAGAGCCCCGUGGUGCCUGUGUUACUCCCCUGGCCACAUUCCAGACUCAGCCAAACUCCAGGCUCUUCAACUUUAGUGUC